GUGGUUUCAGAGGCUGUCUGUGUGUGUGGGAACGUGGGGCCCAGUUAGUUUCCCACGGCCGAGGCGGCUGCAGCAGGAGGUAGUCCGUUUGACACGGGCCCUGCGCAUACAUACACACAUACACCUGGUCUAUCCCCUCCACAUUCCCCUAUUAUAUAUACACACUUAUAGCCCACGGCCUGCCCCAAACUGUUACCACUACUAUAGUGUCUGGCGAUCGGUGUGGAUUAGUGAUAAGAGCGAAUUGUUGAUUGCCCUGUGUGAUCCGUCAUCAUGAGACCUGACGGGGCUACGUACUUGGUGCCAGCCUGUGACUAUGAAGAACAGCCAAUAUCAAGAACAUACCAGUAUCGAAAGGUUAUGAAGCCGAUGUUGGAACGCAAACGUCGAGCCAGAAUAAACAAAUGUCUGGACGAGCUUAAGGACCUCAUUGUCUCGUCCCUCCAGGCCGAAGGAGAAAAUGUCAGCAAACUUGAGAAGGCAGACAUUCUUGAGCUAACUGUGCGUCAUUUGCACAAACUCCGUCGCCAACAUUCCCUUGGUCUGAACCCGGAGGUUGCAUACGCCGACAGAUUCCGGGCAGGUUUCACCCACUGCGCCGCAGAGGUGUCUCAGUACCUCGCCGCUGCAGCCACAUCUCCCACUUCGCCUCUCAACAUCGAUGCCACGACAAGGACCCAGUUACUGCAACAUUUGGGUUCGUGCGUCCGUCAUAUCGACAAAUCCUCGAGCAACGUCCUACAAACGGUAGCAGCCGCGGACUCUUGCCCCAUCAGCCCUCAUUGUUACAACAAUGCGUACACUCCGCCUGCAUCACCACAGCUCCAGGGACCGCUGGCGCUCUCAGCGACCAUUGUCCUGACUAACGAUGAGUCCAAGCCGCCCUCAUCUUCCGUCUGGAGGCCCUGGUAGUCCCCGAAUGCCAGUUACAAGUUAUUUAUUUUUGUAGAUAUAUUCGAAAAGUGACGUAUGUAAAUAUGCCAGUGAACAAUUUACAAUGUGACGAUGGAAUCGAGAGACGCCGACGUAUAUAUAUAUAUAAUAGACAGAUGAAACGCACGUAUUAAGUAAGACUUCAGCACCAAUAAUACAUUUGUUUCAAAAUAAAUAAGACCCGAUUGCUUCGAAACUCUAAAUUUGAACAAGUUUAAUUUUAAGUGUUUCAACUUGCGUGGAUUUUAAUAUCACCUAUAAAAACAUGUUUAAAUAAAACAAUUUUGCA
Messenger RNA from Zootermopsis nevadensis, 1222 nucleotides. RefSeq names its product enhancer of split mgamma protein. Lineage: Eukaryota; Metazoa; Arthropoda; Insecta; Blattodea; Termopsidae. The record is from RefSeq and is a predicted model, not a curated record. Gene Ontology annotation, biological process: regulation of DNA-templated transcription. Gene Ontology annotation, molecular function: DNA binding; protein dimerization activity.